Ictalurus punctatus (channel catfish) is the source of this 8733-nucleotide messenger RNA. RefSeq names its product interleukin 2 receptor, beta (gene il2rb). The transcript has 10 exons. Lineage: Eukaryota; Metazoa; Chordata; Actinopteri; Siluriformes; Ictaluridae. The record is from RefSeq and is a predicted model, not a curated record. Gene Ontology annotation, biological process: cytokine-mediated signaling pathway; immunoglobulin mediated immune response. Gene Ontology annotation, cellular component: external side of plasma membrane. Gene Ontology annotation, molecular function: cytokine receptor activity; protein binding. The coding region runs from base 3295 to 4842 and encodes 515 amino acids.
UACUUGCAGGUCACUCCAUUUCUUUUGACCAGAAAUGUUUCUAAAAAUCUUUUACCAUGUGGUGAAAAUCAAUGUUUUGCUAUCAUAUGAUUGGGACAGUUACACGUAUGUCUCUGUCUCUUCUCUUCACAUGUGUCUCCCUUUCACGGCCCCAACCACAGCCGCUGGCCUCUUUUAUUCGGCAUCGUAUAACUUGUGUGAAAGUGUGCGCACACACACACACACACACAAACACACAAACAACCAAGCAAACCAACUAAGAAAUAAAUUCAUAUCAGAGUAUAUCUUCUAUUAUAUAUUGAAAAUAUAGUGUAAUGCUAUGAUGAUUUCUAUAACAAAUAACAGGGCUUCAUCUAAUAAGAACGAAUGUGUGGCUUUGUGUCUUUGAUUAUGUGUUUUUCUGUCUAUCUGUCAUCAGUGAGGUCUUUAAACACCUUUAAAAAAAUUUUUUAGCACAUCCGAUGUCAGUAGUUGGUCUAUUGUAAAUAUAGAUAUUUCUGCUCAUUGAGAGCCAUAUUCGGAGCUGAAUGUUGAAAUGUUCUCUUUUUCUUAUGCUGAGGCUCUGAAUAAUGAAACAUCACCCUUGUCUUUCCUCUCUCUUUUUUGGUUUACUAAGUUUUUUUUUUGUUGCAUAAAUGCAACAAUGUUCAUGGACCAUAGGCUAUUAUUGCACAACAUCACCCUCUGAAAUAAAAACAUAAGUUAAUGAUGUGUUAUCGGAUUAAACAAAAAGGCACCUCUGUGUAUGCAUCAGGAGGCAUGAGAAAGGGCAAGAUGACAACACUCUAUUUGAACUGGACCUACAUUAUGGGUUAAUAGCACAUUCACAAUCACUAGAUAAAUAAUAAAUAAAACACUAUGUGGUGUUAUCUUAGCAAAAUAAUCAGUCACAGGUUGAUGUUACCACCCCAAUGUUGAGGAGCAACACAGCCCUUCCCCAAGUAUUUUAUUCAUGUUAUAAAUCUGCCAAAAUGACAAUUUGUCAAAACUCAUUAAAGAAUGACACAUAUUUUAAAGUUAUAGCUCUUAUUCUAACUUACAUCUUAUCUCAAAGAUCUUCUCACACCACAUUCAGCUAGCAGAUUUUUAAGAGCUUCUGAUAGGUUUCUUCUGUAUGUCCCUUGAUCCUGUUUAAAAACUAAGGGGGAUAGAGCUUUUUCAGUCUCCGCCCCUCGUUUAUGGAAUCAAUUGCCACACCCGCCUUGCACCUUCAGUUACCAUUUUUAAAAAGAGGCUGAAAACGUAUCUCUUCUCCCAGGCAUUUUAAUCUCAUUUCAUUUUAAUUUUUUUUACUAUGGUGUAUGGUCUGUCUUUAUUUGGUUUUAUUCUGUUUUCUAUUUUACUUUUCUUUCCUCUGUUCAGUACUUUGGUCAGCUUUGCAGUGUUAAAUGUGCUUUCUAAAUAUAAUGUACUUAAUUUACUUACAUUAUAGCAGCUAUAAACAGUCGUAUAAACUCGCCAGCCUCCCUUUCUCUCUGUUUUGAAGUGAAUAAAACAAAAAAAAACCCAAUGCGGCUUGUCAUUUUACCGAGAAACCGAUGAAGAAGCGUAAACUCCUCUGUCCUGAAGUUUCAGCUUCACCUCUGACUGUUACAAAGCACUGACAGUGGAGACUCCUUCCAUACAUGUUACAUAAGCAUCUCAUGUUUUUUAAUCUGUUUACAUCCCCUUUCCUGUGAACGAGCUGCUACGAUAAAAACGUUAACGUGUCAGGAGAGAGGCGUGCAUAUAAACCGGUGAUUUGCAGCCGCACUAGUGACAAUCAAAAUCCAGAAUUUAACAGUCAUGUGAUAGUGUAUUGUGUUGUACAUGACGAAGUGAAACGAUGUAGCUACCAUCUUAUCGCUAUGAGACGGCACUAUCUGGUAAUUGGUAAAUGCUUUUAUCCAAAGCGCUUUACACUGUCUCAUUCACCCAUUCACACACCAAUGGUAGCAGAGCUGCCAUGCAAGGCGCUAACUUGCCAUCGGGAGCAACUCGGGGUUCAGUGUCUUGCCCAAGGACACUUCAGCAUGUGGAGUCAUGUGGGCCAGGAAUCGAACCGCCAACCCUACGAUUAGUGGACAACCUGCUCUACCACCUGAGACACAACUGCGCACAGCUACCUGAUAAUUAUGUUUAAUCGCACACUAUUAUGGAACUAUUAUGCUAUUAAUAAUUGGAAUGUCGCAGAAACGUUGAAGAGACACCUGCAAGUGUCAUGUAACAAAACUUUUAUGAUUAAAUGUUCAGAAGCGUCAGAACCGCGACUCUGGCACGGAAAUGGUACAGUUAUGGUCAGGUCAUGUUAUGCAGUAUGCCGAAACUCAAAUCCCAGAGAACCAUGGAGUGUGUUUUCAAUCAAGCAACGUCAAGCCAAUGGUCAUGCUGUGUUAGAACCAUAAAAAAUUAAUUAGAUCUGCUGGUCUGUGCUUAUUAGUCUGUCUCUCUCUCUCUCUCUCUCUCUCUCUCUCUCUCUCACACACACACACACACACACACACUCACACACACACAUACAGCAUGAAGCCCCCUCACACAGCUCUCUUUGUGGUCUGAUGAGUGAGGCUGCUGAAUUGUUUUGUGUCACUACAAAAGCCGCAUUCUCGUUUCCGUAAGAGAGAAGUCUGACCUUUACAGGAACGCACCAACACACACCGACAUUCACACACACACACACACACAUACGCGCGCGCGCGCGCAAAGCAGCAGUUACAGCAUCAAAAAGAUUAAUUUGUGUGCAAAGAGCGCUUGCCGAUUGCGAAAUAUUCCUUGCUUUUCACCUGUAAAACGUCUCUGCCCUUUAACAUACACCACACACUCGCUCUACAUAAGCACACACAUUACAUAAACAAGGUGCAGGUAUGCACACGUGAACGCUGACCCACUGCCUGUGUGUGUGUGCGUGUGUGCGCGCGCGCGCGGCGUGUGUGUGUGUGUGUGUGUGUGUCUGUUUAAAUGUUUGUCUGAAACAGGAUGUGGUCCUCAGGCUUUUUUCUUUUCUUGUCACUAAGAAUUGAGUGUGUGACCGAUUUUCCUCCCACAUAAAACUUCAGACACACCCACACACACACACACACACACACACACACGACCCUUUAAAACCCUUCAAAAUCCUAUACACCGUAAAAGAGAUAGGAGAGAGCAAGAUGAACGAAUGGACAGAAGCAGAAAGGGAGGAGUCAAGUGACUGAGAGAGAGAGAGAGACAGAGAGAGAGAGAGAGAGAGAGAGAGAGAGAGAGCUGAGGUAUGGCUCCUGCUCACAGAGCUGCGUGAAGCAUCUCAGCCUGCACCUACAACAGACAGCAGCAGUGAUGUGGACUGUAAUACUUUUCCUUCUAUUACCUGGAGACGCUCAGUCCGAUCACACACACUCUGAAUUGUCGUGUGUAAAUGACUACAUGACAAACAUCUCGUGUACGUGGAACCACACUGCGUGGCUCACAGGCCAGAACUGCCAUCUUCAGGUGACCAGAGGCAGAAAAAGUGAAAAAACUAAAUCUAUCUGUUCCUUGAACACCACAAGAAGCUGCUGGAUUAACGUGUCAUCCAAAUUCUCCUUUUCUGACACGAUUGGUUUGGACGUGUUCUGUAACAAGAUCUGGAGGGACGGUGUGAAGAUGUACCGCCCCGGCCACCAUGUUAAGCUCCGCCCUCCUGAGCAGCCGAAUGUUACUGGGAACAUUGUGACAUGGAGUAAAGGAGUUAACUUCCCCCAGUUCAUCACGAAAUAUGUGUUCGAGCUGCAGAUCAAAGUCAAGCAACAGAACUGGAAGGAAGUUAAACCGAGGCGUGUGGAUGGCACAUAUGUGCUGUUGGAUGGCGACUCAGUGUGUGUGGGGGAGUGUGAGGCACGAGUACGUGUGAGACCAAUCGAACCAACAACAGAGGACCAGAUCAACGGCUCCUGGAGUGACUGGAGCCCUGCCGUAACCUGGAGGUCAGAGGCCAUUGUGAACAUACAGGGGACACAUAAAAAGGAGACGAGCAGCAUCCCUCACCCAGCAGUCGUAGGAAUGCUGGUGGGGUUUGUAGCACUCAUCCUCACUGUCCUCAUCCUCAUUCCACUCUCUGUCUUCGGACACAAAUGUGGGCUGAAGGUGGGCUGUGAGCACGUUCCUGACCCCUCCAAAUACUUUCAGCCUCUCAUUAUUGAGCACAAAGGAAACUUUCAGGAAUGGCUGGGUCCUCAGCACUCGGUUUCGUUGUGCCUUCCUCCUCAAUCAUGUGACUGCGAAAUCUCUCCCGUUGAUGAAGUCUCUGAAGCAUGGGACGACCCUCUGGCUGGCAACACAUCUAUGCUCAUCUAUGCUAAUUAUGCAGCGACUUUGCACCAAGAAGUGAGUGAUGACAGUCAGCUGUCGUCCGGCGUCUCUAACAUGGGGUACUUCUACAGCGAGCACCAGCCAGGCUCCGUGUGCCUAGACUCCUGCCCCGUCUACUUCACUUACCAUCCUGAAGUUGGUGCCCUCCAGUCCAGUACGUCUUACGAGCGCCUGCAGGGGGCAGCACUGGCGAACCUGGACUCCGGCUUUGGCAUGGAAGCAGAAAAAGAAGAGGCUGAUGAGGAAGAACAAGAAGACGACACAGAAAAAGGACAGGAGAAGGAAAGCCGUGGGGUCAACAUGCAGCACCUGGUCUCGUUCGUUUUGUCCUUGCCGGAGAGUGCAAACGUCACUAUCCCACCAUCCUUCGCAGAGCUCACAUCCUGGCACGAGGAGUCCGAAUCUUCUGGAAUCAGUAGGAACACCGAGUCUCCGGAUGGCACUGUGGCUCGAGCCUCAUCCAUGGUGGUGCAGCCGUGCAGCAGCGGCUAUUUAACCCUGAAGGAGAUGCAGAAAUACAGCAACAAAUCCAUCUGAUCACAUGUUCGAUAACUAAAUUCGAAUCCAAAAAAAUUCGACAAAUCUGCAAAUUGCUUUCGAAUUCAUCCUCUGAAAUGUGGAUUUGAUCCAUCAUGGUUAAAUUUCUCAUUCAUUUACAAUACGAGUUGUGCUUGUAAAUUUUCAGUGUUCGGGACAAGUAGUGACCAUUGGCUAAAAACAUUAUCGAUAUAUUACUUGUUGCAAACUUUGACUUCAGGUAUAUCAGGACAUAAAAUGUAAAACAGUUGCUCAGUCUCUGAAAGGUCCUCUGUGGGAAUGAUCUGGGAAUUUAAGUUAGCGCAUCAACAGUUUGUACCGGAGUGUAAAGCGAAGCUAGCUAACUCAUAUCAGAGUAUAAACACUGCCAAGUCACAAAUUAUAACAAACUUCAGUUCAUUUGUGUAUAUUAUAGACAUCAAAACUGUUUUAUUGGCUGUUGUUGAAGGAAAUAUCAUGCGUUACACUAGCUAGUUGUGAAACUGCAUCAACCAACAGGAAAUCAGGGGCAUCUACUAGCAACAUAUGUAUAGAAAUGUGUGAUCUUGGGGUUAUAAGUGGACUCUUCUGCAAAAUGUCCGCUGCUGUCAUUCUGCAAUGUAAAAGACAAGCAACAUUUUCACAGUUUGAACCAUCUUCCAUUUUUCAUCUGUUUUCAUAUAUUCAUGCUGCAUUCAAUGUGUUUAAACCGAUAUCCUGGUAACUGCGCUACACAAAGACUCGUGACUAUUACAGACACGUGGACCCAUAUCUAAUCAUUACCAUGUGACAUUGUCAUCAUUAUUAUUAUCAUUAUUAUUAUUAUUAUUAUUAUUUAGGAGAACAACUUGUUCCACCUAUGUUUUGAGCAGCAUGUGUUCCUGUUUUUCUUGGUUUUUGGCUGCUAGUGGACACCAUGCAAUUGUCCUGAAUCAGACACACACAGACACACACACACACACACACACACACACACACACACACCGGAGAUCUCAUAUCAAAUUCGUCUAAUUCAAUCGUAAACAAUACUAUGAAAGCUCCACUCUCAUUCCUCUGAGUUUUGCAGACAUGAGGCUGAGUCUCUCAAAAUAUCUCAAACACUUUCUCUUAACUGGGAGACAGAGUGUUGAGUGGGAUGCUUAUGCUACCAUUGCUGCGAUGCUUUUGGAAGACCUGACCCAGAAUGCAAAUUCGACAGUGCCCUCCACUAAUAUUGGCACCCUUGGUGGUAAAUAUGAGCAAAGAAGGCUGCAAAAAAUUGUCUUUAUUGUUUAACCGUUUGAUCUUUUGUUCAAAAAGUUCACAGUAAUACUCUGGAUAUCAAAAAAUUACCAACCAAAACAGAGGUUUAUCAAAAAUAUAUUUUUGUUAAAUAUAGGUGUGCAACAAUUAUUGUCACCCUUUUAGUCAGCAGCUCUGAGUCUUCUACUAUAAGGCCUGAUGAGGCUGGAGAAUAAAUGGCGAGGGAUCUGAGAGCGUUCCUCCAUACAGAAUCUCUUCAGAUCCUUCACAUUUUGAGGUCCACGCUGGUGGACUCUCCUCUUCAAAUUGUGUUGAUGUAUGUUUUGGAUCAUUGUCCUGCCCAUUUUCAGAUUUCUGGCAGAGGCCAGUCAGGUUUUUAUGUAAUACAAUGGAUAACUAAUGGAAUUUGUCCUAUGAGUUACUACAUAUUUACACCUAUGUGAAACAGGAAGUCAUGGUUGCACAAUUUCCUGUUCUGAGUCACCCAGGUGUACUAAAAAAAUGUACAAUAUCAAUGGAAACAUACUUCAAAUAUAUUUUUCUCAUAUGAAUUCAUAGUUAGUUAUGCAAAUAAUAGUUUCACACCUAUAUGUUGUGUUUGAUAUCACAACACAGUUGUUUGAUAUCCACGAGAGCAGAAUAUUUCUGUGAAUUUUUUUAAAACAAAAGAUCAAAAGGUUCAACAAUAAAGACCAUUUUUCAGGAGAAUAGACAUACUUACCAAGGGUGCCAAUAUUAGUGGAGGGCACUGUAUGUUAAACAUCUUAGGGCUCUAGUUUGAGUUUAUAGAUCUAAGCUGUGUUUAGUGAGUGAUUCAGUGUGGUGCCUUUACUUUAAAGCAUUAAAAUAUACAAGGUGGUUUUUUUUUCUCCAUUCAUCUGUUUUUUUUUGUUUUGUUUUUUGCAAUUUUCCAAAAAAGCCAUUUUCUCAUAAUUUAGUCAUAGCCAUCUACUGUAGCUAGAUUUCUUCCAGGAGGGUAAAAGGCUAACACGAUCUAGGCUUCCUCUGAUUUCAUGGGACAAGAGUGCUAACAGACCUGCUCUUUACAUAAAGCUAGCAUUUCUCUGAUCAACAGAGGAAAGUAUACGUAGGCCAGCCUUCCUGACAGUUACGUCCUCUCGGAUUCCUGGCCAAGUGAUGGAAACAGAAUGCUUGCAUUAAACAGUGACUGUGUGCGAGUGUGUGUUCUAGUUUCUCCAUGACUGUUUUGAUUGGCUGGCACCCACUUUUUCCAUCUCAUAACGUUCAGCAGAACAUGCGGUUGAUGCUAACACACAAGCAUUCCCAUUUUACUUUUACAGAUGUGAAAGUAAAAAAGUUGGAUUAGCGUUGAAGCAAAUCUGCAACGCAUGGAACAAGAGAGACUGACAGACAUAUACUAUAUUUUAAUACUAAUAUAUUCAUUUUUAUUUACAUGCUUUACCAUAUUUGUAAACCUGUUUAAAUGUAUUCUCGUUUUGCAUACAAAUAUAAUGUCUCUAAUAGCUGUGUGCACUGUUUGAAGAUUAAAACCCUUAAAGGUUCCAAGUAGAACCCUACAACAAAUCAUGCUAUCGAAAAGGGUUCCAAGUAGAACCCUGUUUUGGAAGAACCCAUUACUAUCCAGUGAAACAUGAUAGUUUCUCUUGUUGUAAACAAUGUUUUUCUUUAAUCCAAGAACCAUUUAGCUUGUGAGUCAAACAUUUAGCUUGUGCCACUUCAAGGGUUCUACAAAGGUUCUUUAAGGGUUCAAUUUGUAAUGGCCAUUACAAAACUACUUUUAUGUAUAGUGUAUAGAAAAAAUAGCAUAUUAGAAUGUGCAUGUUGCUAUAAACCUGUGCUACUGUCACUGAGCUGCUGUUAUAGAGGAUUUAAUCAACACCUUCUGACCAAUCAGAGUCUAGAAUUCAGAAGCACUGUGGUGUCACUAUAUACACUUGACUUAACUGCAAAAAGUAUGUGCAUCCCUGACUAUCACACCUGUAUGUGCUUGCUGAACAUCCCAUUCCAGAUUUAUUCCCCCUUUUACUGUUAUAAUGCACGCUACUCUUCUGGGAAGGCUUUCCACUAGAUUUUGGGGUGCAGCUAUGUGGAUUUGUUUUCAUUCAACUACAAGAGCAUUAGUGAGGUUGAGGUCAGGCACUGAUGUUUGGUGAGGAGACUCCAGUUCCUGUUCAUCCCAAAGGUGUUCAGUGGGGUUGAGGUCAGGGCUCUGUACAGGACACUAGAGUUCUUCCACCUUCUUCCAACCUUCACACACCACGUCUACGCGGAGCUCCCUUUGUACGCAGGGGUGUCGUCAUGCUGGAACAUGUUCGGGCCUUUUAGUUCCAGUGAAGGGAAAUUAUAACGCUACAGCAUACAGUGACGUUCUAUACAACUGUGUGCUUCUGACUUUGUGGCAACAGUUUGGGGAAGAACCACAUAUGGGUGUGAUGGUCAGGGGUGCACAUAGUUUUGGCCAUAUAGUGUAACUUGUUGGUUCUGGUGAUAUUUAAUAAUAACUAGACCAUUCUUCAUGAAUUUUAUGGAAACUGUUUAUGGAUUACACUGGGUUUUUUUCCAGCAGUGUCUCUCUGUCCUAGGUAAACUAACCCUAAAUUAUACUCUAGGUUUACUAUAAUCUAUAAUAUAAGGACAAAUGAAUGUGUCAUUAGUGAAACAUUCAAUAAAAGACCAUUUUUUGCUGUU